Molecule: messenger RNA, 1416 nt
Organism: Cynara cardunculus var. scolymus (artichoke)
Lineage: Eukaryota; Viridiplantae; Streptophyta; Magnoliopsida; Asterales; Asteraceae
Product: nicotianamine aminotransferase A-like
Exons: 7
Coding region: 22-1287 (421 amino acids)
Biological process (GO): biosynthetic process; amino acid metabolic process
Molecular function (GO): transaminase activity; pyridoxal phosphate binding
Source: RefSeq, a predicted model, not a curated record
ACGAAGAAGAAGGAGAAGGAGAUGGGAGAAUCAAUGGAGAAGCAGGAAUGGGGUUUCAAGGAGAACCAUGAGCUGCAUGCUGCUGCAGCUUUCACCAUCAGACACAUCCUUCAAGCCAUCAUCGAAAACAUCGAUGAACCACAAACUGGGAAAUCAGUGAUUCAUCUGGGACAUGGAGAUCCUUCUGCUUUUCCUCUCUUUCGAACACCAACAGUUGUUGAAGAUGCUCUAAUUGCAUCCAUUCGAUCUGCUCACUUCAACUGUUAUCCUCCUGGGGUUGGAAUUGCUCCUGCAAGAAGUGCUGUUGCCAAGUAUCUAUCAAGAGACCUUCCCAACAAGUUAACAACCGAUGACGUUUUUCUCACAGCUGGAGCAAACCAUGCCAUUGAAAUCAUACUAACAGUUCUAGCUCGCCCCGGUGCGAAUAUACUGUUUCCUAGACCUAAUUAUCCAAUAUACGAAGCACGAGCCAGGUUUAGCCCACUCGAGGUCCGUCAUUAUGAUCUCAUCCCCGAUAAAGGUUGGGAAGUUGAUCUCGAUGGCGUCAAAGCAUUGGCGAACGAUAAAACUGUGGCUAUAGUUCUCAUCAACCCAGGCAAUCCUUGUGGAAAUGUUUUCACAUUUGAGCAUAUGAAAAAGAUUGCAGAAACAGCAAGACAGCUCGGGAUUCUGGUGAUAGCAGACGAAGUUUAUGCCCAUCAAGUGUUUGGAGAAAAACCAUUUAUCCCGAUGGGGGUAUUUGGAGAUAUAGCGCCAGUUGUGACGCUUGGAUCAUUAUCAAAACGAUGGGUCGUUCCUGGUUGGCGUUUUGGUUGGAUAGCAAUAACCGAUCCCAUCGGCAUUCUUCAACAAACUGGGAUUGUUGAUUCCCUAACGAGUUGUCUCGCAAUAACAGCGGAUCCCCCUACUGUGAUCCAGGGAGCCGUUCCUUCCAUCAUAGAGAACACAUCGGACUCUUUUUUCUCGAACAUAAACAAGUUACUAAAGGAGGCCGCGGACAUACUUUACGAGGGACUUAAAGAGAUACCUCUUGUUGCAUGCCCACAUAAACCCGAGGGAUCCAUGUUCGCAAUGGUGAAAUUGAACAUACCAGGUUUUGAUGAUGUAGUUGAUGAUACAGACUUCUGUAUGAAGUUGGCCAAAGAGGAAUCACUGAUCGUUUUUCCAGGGGAUGCUGCUGGUUUGAAGAACUGGGUUCGAGUGAGUUUUGCAGCAGAGCCGGAAGUGCUUAAAGAUGCAAUUCGGAGGAUGAAAGCGUUUUGCUUAAGACAUGCAAAACAUUACUAGGAAACUAUACGAUUGCCAUUGAAAUCUCGAGGCCCUUUCUUCUUCCAAUAAUUUGCUAAAACUAGAUUGCUUUGGUUUAUACCAGGAUGACUAGAAGGCAUCUUCAGAUGAAAUCUCAAUGAUUUUCUU